AUGAAAUCGCUGACGAGACUGCUGUUUGUGGUGACCGUAUGUUGUGCGGCAGUUGUCAUCGGUUCGUCGAGAGUGCACUUGGAUCCAACAGACAACGCGUAUCGGGGGAUCGUUGUCGCGGUCUCGCCGAAGAUAAAACCCGUUCUCGGGAGGCAAAUCAUCCCCAAUCUAGAGGCGGUGCUUCGCAACGCGUCGCUGGAAUUGUUCAAAAAUCGCGGUAUCUACAUCGGUGAAGUUCACGUGAUCAUCCCAAGGUCAUGGGGCAACAAAGGCCAAUGGGCACGCCAGCCCCUGCCGAAAAUCGAGGCACCGACGUGGCAAACCCACCGUGACGCCGAUAUUCUGAUCGAACGCGGCGAAGAAUCCGUUUUCGGUGAGAACCCUUUCGUGGUCCAACAUGGAGGUUGUGGAGUCCAGGGUCGACACAUGGUCAUACCGGACACUUUUCUACGUAAUUACGUCAGCGAGCAGCAUUACGAAAAAUACGGGAAGCCGCAUCACGUGUUCAUGCGCGAGUGGGCAGUCUAUCGUUACGGGGUAUUCAAAGAGCACGGUUUCCCGCGGGACCCUGUGUACCCGCUGUAUCGAGCAAAGCCCGGAAGCCUCGAUGGAAGUGAUAUCGAGCUGAACGUCUGCACGGAGCGACCAGUCUGGCCCCAGUUCAGAAACGGAAACGGUGUCGCCUGCAAUGCGACCAUCAACCUUAUGAACGGUCUGCCGAUGGAUCAGGACUGCAUCCCCGUCUACUCGAUCCACGACAAGGUAGAAUCGUCGAUCAUGAGCGGAAUACCGUCAGCAACUCAUUUCUGCGGAGGACACCAUCACCACGACCGGACUUUGCCCACCAAACAAAAUGUCAUGUGCAACGAACGCUCAUCCACCGAAAUUAUUGAGCAACACGAGGAUUUCUACCGGCGAGCUCGCAAUGGUUUGCAAGGAAGGACGCGGUUCAUCUUUGUGCAGGAGAAAGCCCAAGUCAUGACCGUACUCAUCCAAAUUUCAGAAGCAACACUGCAACACCAACGUCGAUAUUACAUCCUGCGAGCACUCGAACAGUUCAUGACGUACGAUGCUCCGAAGGACAUGCAAAUAUCAAUCGUCACUUACGGCGAAGCCGAGGCCGAAAUAGGGCUCCGAAGAGCCCCAGCCUCCGAGGACAACGUGAAAAAAGCAGUCGCGACACUGUUAUUGAACGCCGACAUCGAGCCGGGACAAAACUCUUCUCUUGCCGAGGGUCUCAAGCUCGCUCUUGAGGCUCUCAACGACACUUCGGAGCUUAUGGAACGAAUCCCCCCGAGCAGUUUUACCCAGAGGGUGGUAGUUAUCGGAGAUGGUCAUCUCGACAAAAACCUCGAGGACAUCGUCCGGCAUAACUACGAGUAUCAGGACAUUCGAGUCGAUUCGAUUAUUUUCCCGUCGCCUUCGAACGAUCUCAAAAAACUCAACACUCUCGACAAGUUUGUUGCACGCACCGGCGGCCGCACGGUCGCUAUCAACGACGUGUCCAUCGACGACUCGGUGACGGUGACCGCGCUCCAGGUGUUGUACGAUGCACUCUACUCGUUCGCCUACGGCAGUCUAUCCGGACAGGAGGAAAUGAAUUACGCCGAUAUCGAGCUGAGAGAGUUCCACGGAAAAGAGCAGCACGACAUCAACUUCGAUUUCUACGUCGACCCCUCACUUAACCGGGACCUUCGAGUGAGACUUAUCGGACAUGAUUACGGCCUUGAUAAAGCGUGGACCGUUUCUUCGAGGGACUUGAAGCUCUCGGCGCCGGACGAGAACGACCGGAAGGUCUACACGACCAAGGACUACAAAUUCCUUUUCACUGACGGCCGCUUCUGGUAUUACGAGUUCAGGAUACCGGACCCGGCGCCCGGUCAUUGGAAACUCGAGGCCAAGGCACGCAAGGACACGAAGCAGCCAAUUAUCGUGACAGCGGCUGCUAAGCCUUCGAAAGAAGAGGAACCGAUCCUGCUCGACGCAUGGAUCUCUCAACCGAGUUUCAACGUGAGUCUACGCAAUGAAGGUCUGAUCGUGUACGCCAAGCUCAGUAAGGGCAGCAGACCUGUGGUCGACGCGAAGGUCGUCGCCAAAAUAACUCCGGUCUCCGAUCAGAGCGAAACUCAACUGUGCGUUGAACUCAAGGAUAACGGCGCAGGAGACCCGGACAUCACGAAGGACGACGGUAUCUACUCGAGAUAUAUCGAGGGCAUUAAGAAUAUCGGUAGACACACACUCGUUGUCGAGGCCAAGAGCGACGGGAACGCUGCUCUUCUGCGCAGUGCCACCGUGCCAGACGAUACCGUUCCCCACACUCCGUGUUGUGGUAGUGCCGUCGUGCGGACAGCCUCCAACGCUACGAAGCCGUUCGCGCGUCGGAUGCACUACGGCUCGUUUUUCGUGACGAAAAUUUCCCGUGAGCAAAGAGACGGAGAGAUUCGCGCGCCUUGGGCAGCCCCGGGUCGCGUGGCCGACCUCCGCGUAGUCUAUCUGCAGUCCAAUCCGUCCGGCGUGAGCCUAGCUUGGACCGCAACGGGAAAUGUGAAAGAUCACGGAAAAGCCAGCUCGUACGUCAUAAAGAAAUUCGAAAACCGCGACGACGCCGUCGCGCAAUUCGACGUGCGAGGACAAGAGAUCAGCCAUUGGGAAAUGGAAGGAAGUCCUCCGAUACCAAAGGAGGCCGGCGCCAUGGAGCAAGUCUUCAUCAAAACCAUGAAUCAGGUGCCGGUGUAUUUUGCUAUUAAGGUGAACAACAGCUACGGGACGCUGUCUGCCGUCUCGAACAUCGUUGUGGUCAGCGUCAUGCCACCGGCCACAACGACGAGCAGCAGUAGCAGCAGCUCCACGCUGUGGAAUCAAGGCCAAAGAACCACUCAGGGAGGAGGUGGAGGAGGAGGUGGCGGCAAUGGGGGAGGAGGAGACUACUCGAACGAGGAGGGCUCGACCGACGAGAGAGAAGCGCGAAUUCAGCCGGGUCAGUUCGCUCUUAUCAUCACUAUUCCACUUGUUGUGUUGGUUUUGGGAGUCUGCGUUCUGAUUGUAAUUGUCGCUCGUCGAAGAAGGGAUCCCUUGGAGAAGAAACCUUCAUCCGAUAACAACAAGAACGGUGAACUCGAUACCCCGAAAAGCGGCACGCUCUCCAAGGACGGGAGCACAAGGCAAGAAAGUCCUGUACUCCAAAGUCCCAAGGAAGGCAUGACCCCGAUGGGGGUCGAAAUCGUUCACCAAACCCAACAAUCAGGCCUUUCGCCGAUAAACAGCUGGCCGGCCGAGGUUCUUCUGGACCACUACGGCAAAGUGCAAGAAGCGAAGCAGAGGAACGAGCUGCCACCCGUUCUGAGUUUGAAUCCGCACUCUCACGACGAGUCGUUACACUCCUCGAACCCGAGUCUGUACAGCACAAUGGACCCCUUCAGAAGAAACACCGGACAACCCGUAGUUUAUUCCCCGUAUUACGGGAAUCCACCCAUUGUCACACCGAUGGGUGUUCAUGUUUCGCGCAACAUCACGCAAGUCUAG
Molecule: messenger RNA, 3522 nt
Organism: Galendromus occidentalis (western predatory mite)
Lineage: Eukaryota; Metazoa; Arthropoda; Arachnida; Mesostigmata; Phytoseiidae
Product: calcium-activated chloride channel regulator 3A-1-like
Exons: 9
Coding region: 1-3522 (1173 amino acids)
Source: RefSeq, a predicted model, not a curated record